UCGCUGUGCCGAAAGCUGGAGCAGCAGCCGCACUGCCAGUGCCGAACGACGAAAAUAUGCCACCAGCUAAAAAUGUAAUAAGGGUUUAAAGUAUAUUUGAAAAGAUUAGGCAGUGAGUAAAAAUUUAAAGAUAGCGCAUAUGCUGAAACAUUGCUUAUCAGUAUUUCCUUUAGAGCUAAGCUUAUUCUAAAAAUUCUCAGUGUUGUUUCUAAGCUUCGAAGCGAUAGUGGCGCAAAAGCUAUUGAAUAGAUUCGUAAUGAGUGUUAUUUUAUCAGUAGUCUUGCUCACACUGUGUGCACCAAUUGCUUAUGUUGGUUAUGUAGUUUACAAAAAAGGCAUCAAUAUAAAGGAGGUUCGUAUAAACAGCGUGGAUGACGCCAAGCGCCUGCUGACACCUCCAAGAACUGACCGACCAAUAAAGUAUCUACAAAAGGCUGCAUGAACUUAAAAUUAGUGGCACCUACAAACUAUACAAUUUUACACUUAUGUAUGAUUUGUGGAUAUGUUUUGUAACUAUCUAUCAUACAUACAUACAUAUGCCGGAAUAUUAGUUUAAACUUAGCAUGAUGUACAUUUGUAUGUUUAUAUACUUACGUUUUGCGGGCGUGCUUGUUGCACCCAGUGAAGUGCUUCCGCCGAAGAACGACAUCUUUACACACUAUGUAAUACGAUUUUUAUGAUUUUAUUAAAUAGCAAUGCAGUAAUUUUGUACUGGGACCA
Rhagoletis pomonella (apple maggot) is the source of this 720-nucleotide messenger RNA. RefSeq lists its product as uncharacterized. Bases 257 to 442 code for a protein of 61 amino acids. The record is from RefSeq and is a predicted model, not a curated record. The transcript is spliced from 2 exons. NCBI's taxonomy places the organism in Eukaryota, Metazoa, Arthropoda, Insecta, Diptera, Tephritidae.